This is a messenger RNA of Patiria miniata (bat star), 2932 nucleotides long. RefSeq lists its product as uncharacterized. Gene Ontology annotation, molecular function: nucleic acid binding. NCBI's taxonomy places the organism in Eukaryota, Metazoa, Echinodermata, Asteroidea, Valvatida, Asterinidae. Gene Ontology annotation, biological process: DNA integration. The record is from RefSeq and is a predicted model, not a curated record. Bases 1 to 2523 code for a protein of 840 amino acids. The transcript has 2 exons.
AUGCGAAACCUGCUUUCUGACGGUGGGUUUGAAAUACGACAGUGGGCCAGCAACGUUCCUGCUGUAGUAGAAGAUCUCCCACCAGAUGCCCGUUCUGAUGGCUGUGAGCUGUGGUUAACCUUCGGGGAGACCAAUUCCACUGAAGGCACACUUGGAAUGUUGUGGGAGUGCAGUUCAGAUGCCCUGCUGUACCGCCACAGACCCAUCAGCUAUGACUGCCUCAACAUGAGGAAUAUGUAUAAGAUCCUCGCGAGCCAGUACGACCCUAUAGGGUACCUAACCCCAUUUACAGCCCGAGCGAGAGUCAUUGUCCAAGACCUGUGGAAGACGAAGCGCAACUGGGAUGAUCCACUUGAGCCGGGUGAUAUCAGAGACCAGUGGCAAGCCUGGGAGAGUGAACUUCCCCACCUGACUGGAGUGAAGCUUAACAGAUGCUACACACCACCAAAUGUCAAGACAGAGGCUGCCCAUCGCCAACUUCACAUUUUCUGUGAUGCAUCGGAGAGAGUUUACGGAGCUGUGGCUUACAUCCGAACAGAAGAUGAAGAUCACAACGCCCAUGUUAGCUUCAUCAUGGCCAGGUCCCGUGUUGCCCCCAAACGGCAACUCUCAAUGCCUCGUCUAGAGCUCUCUGCAGCCUUAGCCGGUGCCCAAUUAGCUGAUCUUGUCCAGAAAGAGUUGACUCUCCCUCUUGAUGAAGUCAUCCUGUGGAGUGACUCGACUACUGUGCUCACCUGGCUGCAAUCAGAAUCCUGCCGGUAUAAAGUGUUCGUUGGCACCCGUGUCGCAGAAAUACAGACCCUGACCGAUGUUGACAAGUGGCGGUAUGUCGACACCAAGAACAACCCCGCAGAUGACCUUACGAGAGGCAAAACCCUGGUUGACCUCAGCCAAGCCAACAGAUGGAGAGAUGGUCCUUCCUUCCUCCGGUUGUCUCCCGACACAUGGCCAGCUCACCCGUCUACACAGACAGAAGACCCAUCUGAGUUCAAGAAGUCAACCUUCUGCGGUGCUGUGGUCGUCAUUCAGCCCAAUUUACCUGAUCCAUCCGAACAUGACACCUGGAGUGACCUUGUUGCAGCUACCAUGCAGCAUCUUCAUGGGGCGGCCGAGGAUGCUGAUCCUACCAAGUUGGUUGAACAACGGGUAGAAGCCGAGAUGUUUCUUUAUCAGCGUGCUCAACAAGAUUCCUUCCCAGAGGAGAUUGCUUGCAUCCAAGCAGGCAAAGAGCUCCCCCGUGGUAGCAGACUCCUGCAGCUUGCUCCAGAGUAUGACGAAUCUUGCGGCCUCAUCCGAGUGGGAGGACGUCUUCGUCGUACCCAAGAUCUACCCAAAGACACCAAGCAUCCCAUCGUGAUGAAUCCAGCUCAUCCCAUAACAAAGCUUAUCAUCCGUGACUACGAUGAGAAGUUGCUCCAUUACGGACCUGAGCGCAUCCUGGCAGAGAUCCGACGUAAGUUUUGGAUACUACGCGGAAGAGAAGCAAUCCGAAAGCAUCAACGCCAGUGCUUCGAAUGCCAGAAGUGGAGAGCUAGCCCUCAAGUUCCGAAGAUGGGAGAUUUGCCUCCAGCACGCCUCCGCCUCUUCAAGCCUCCCUUCUACUCAACAGGGGUAGACUGUUUCGGUCCAAUGACGUGCAAGAUUGGGAGAAGGAGCGAGAAGCGUUGGGGGAUCAUAUUUAAAUGUAUGACCACCAGGGCCAUUCACCUUGACCUACUAGACAGCCUCGAUACUGACGCGUUCUUGAUGGCCUUUAGACGGUUCAUCUCCAGAAGAGGGAAACCAUUCGAGAUCCUGUGCGACUGUGGCACUAAUUUCAAAGGAGGUGAUAAUGAGCUACGGGACGCCUUUGCUGCCAUGGAUCCCAUCUUACAGCAGGAGCUUGCCAAGCACCAGGUCAAGUUUGUGUUUAACCCUCCGAAGGCUCCACACUUUGGAGGAACCUGGGAACGGGAGAUCAAGUCCGUGAAAGAUGGCCUGAGAGUUGCCCUGAAUGAGCAGUCCGUCCCUGAGUCAGUACUUCGCACCGUGCUCAUUGAAGUCGAGGGAAUCUUAAAUUCCAAGCCUCUGGGGUAUGUCUCAUCUAAUGUUGCAGAUCCCGAUCCAGUCACUCCAAACCUUCUGCUGAUGGGGCGGCAUGAUGCGACUCUCCCUCAGGUUGUCUAUCCUGCAAGGGAUCUACUUGGCAGACGACGCUGGAAGCAUAGUCAGGUCCUCGCUGAUCACUUUUGGUCCGGGUUCGUCAAAUCCUACUUGCCGACUCUCCAGGAGCGCCAGAAGUGGCAUACAGACCGUCCGAACCUGACCACCAAUGAUGUCGUUAUGAUUGUCGACCCAGCACUCAGCAGAGCUCAGUGGCCCAUCGGAAGAGUUGCAGAGACCUUUCCGGGUUCCGACGGUCGUGUCCGCACUGCCAGCGUGAGCGUUCGAGGUAAAACCUACACUCGCCCAGUGGCACGACUGAUUAGGCUUCCGGAGGUCAGUGACGACAACCUACCCGAUGGUGAACCCGACAACACCUAAACUGUUAACUUGUAUCAAUACUCUUGUGAUUCUUAGGGACACUUUCAGAUUUAGUAAAUUUUAUGCUCAAAUUUAGGGGCGGCUGUACGAAAGUGUCUAAGCGUUAAAUUGGUAUAGCGCCCUCUCGUGAUUAUGAAUCUAGAAAAUUCCAAAGUGAUUCCAAUUUUAGUCACAUUUGUCCUGAAAUCAUUCCAAUAAACCUCGCAAUUAUUCCUUCAAUCAAACGUAAAAUCCCAGGUUAACCCAAAUUUUCCUAAUCAUCUGUAUGCCGUCCAUCAGCGGCUGUGCGUAGAAGCUAACAAACCACGGCCUACCACACGGCUUACACAACCUCCAUUGCAGUUCACGGCUCCCAUUCCACGGCUUAAAGUCUUCAUCAGUAAAUUAACCUAAUCAGCUCAGCUACUAU